Molecule: messenger RNA, 827 nt
Organism: Solanum dulcamara
Lineage: Eukaryota; Viridiplantae; Streptophyta; Magnoliopsida; Solanales; Solanaceae
Product: FCS-Like Zinc finger 5-like
Exons: 2
Coding region: 162-659 (165 amino acids)
Source: RefSeq, a predicted model, not a curated record
AGGGUGGAGAUUCUCUCCUUGCCCCUUUGGCUCUCUCCUUUAUCUUCCCAACACAUCUUCCUCACUCUCACUCCUCUUCUUCUUUCUCUCUCUAAAUUCUCCCUUUCUUUCACCUUUAUCGCCAUUAACUAUACUAACCUUAACCAAAGAAGAAGAAAAAAAUGUUGCUCGGGAAGAGGACAAGGCCACCCAUGAAGAGAACAACAAGCAUGACAGAAUUCAGUUUAGAUCUCAAUCUCAAUAAUCCUGUCCCUAAUUCUUCUCUUAAUUACAAUAAUCCAUUUGAUCCUUUCACACCUAUCUCACCUGCAAACACUCAGCUAGAUCAACAACGGGUAUUGAACGCACCUAAAACGAGUGUAUCCCCCAGAAACCGCCGUAAAUCUGCUGAUUUUCUAGAAACUGCCAAUUUUUUGAAAGCUUGCUUCCUCUGUAAACGCCGCUUAAUCCCUGGUCGUGAUAUCUACAUGUACAGAGGAGAUAGUGCUUUUUGCAGCCUAGAGUGUAGACAGCAGCAAAUGAAUCUAGACGAGAAGAAGGACAAGUGUUCAUUGGUUGUAUCUAGGAAGGACUUCAUGACAAAUUCUGUCGCUGCCGCCGUAGCCGGCGGGAAGGGAUCUGAUGUCUCCGCCACAAGCGAGACUGUCGCCGCCGUUUAGUUAGUGGAUAUUUGAUUAGGCUAUGUAUGGAUCAUGAGUGGUUAAUUACUAUGUUACCCACACAAAAAAUGCAUAUCAAAGCUGCUACAUAUAAUAUGUAUGUAUAUACAUGUUGUGGGAGUAAGAUCUGCAUGAUGAAUCAUUAUAUAAAUAUAUUUCUCUCUCUCU